Rangifer tarandus platyrhynchus (Svalbard reindeer) is the source of this 366-nucleotide messenger RNA. The record is from the annotation of a GenBank genome assembly. NCBI's taxonomy places the organism in Eukaryota, Metazoa, Chordata, Mammalia, Artiodactyla, Cervidae.
AUGGUUUCUCCCGCCAGGAGGCGGGGCCAGCCGAGAGGCACCUGGGUCGGCGGGGGGGCGAGACUGCGCCGCCGUCAAGCGUGCAGGCGGGGCCCGAGCGGCUGGGCGACAAGGUUGGCGCCUGCGCAGGAGCACGCCGCGGGCUGGAAGGUCUGUCCUGGACCGCUGGUCCCCGGGAGCGUCUCGGAUGACAGCAGAGGUGUUUUUUGUCUUCCUGUCUUAAGAGUGAGGGCCAGAGAGCCCACUGUCUCCCUCUGGAUUAUCUCAGCGGAGCUGAGAAGUCCACGGACCCCCCCCUCCUCCUACCAGCGAGAGCGUGAUUGGGUUUCCUACCGGCGAGUGAUCGGGUUUCCUGCCAGCGAGUGA